Messenger RNA from Cylas formicarius (sweet potato weevil), 862 nucleotides. RefSeq lists its product as uncharacterized. The coding region runs from base 155 to 751 and encodes 198 amino acids. Lineage: Eukaryota; Metazoa; Arthropoda; Insecta; Coleoptera; Brentidae. The record is from RefSeq and is a predicted model, not a curated record. The transcript is spliced from 2 exons. Gene Ontology annotation, biological process: response to oxidative stress. Gene Ontology annotation, molecular function: glutathione peroxidase activity.
CAUUACGCUAUGGUUGUCGGUUGUUCUGGAGACCGGUAUACUGGUUCCGAGAUAUUUUUAAAACGGAUGAUCUUGUGGAGUCCUUUAAGAUAAAUUUUCGCGUUUGCCGACAAAAGCGGCUCGCGGUUCUUGCAGUGCGGUUCGUUCAAGCACGAUGAUAAUGUUCCGCGCCAACUACCUCACAUUUUUGCCUUUAUUCUUCGCUUCGGGUGUCAUCUGCGCGACGAACCCCGUAAAUUACCAGGACGCGAAAUCUGUUUACGAAUUUACCGCCAAGGACAUCAGGGGCAACGAUGUGUCCUUGGAGAAGUACAAAGGUCAUGUACUGAUCAUCGUUAACGUGGCCUCCAACUGCGGGUUAACGGAAAAAAACUACGCGCAACUCAACGAGUUGUACGAAAAGUACGCGGACACCAAAGGGCUCAGGAUAUUGGCGUUCCCUUGUAACCAGUUCGCGGGUCAAGAACCAGGCACCGAUGCCGAAAUCUUGGAGUUCGCCAACAAGAAAAACGUCAAAUUUGACAUGUUUUCGAAGAUAAACGUCAACGGGGACGACGCUCAUCCUUUGUGGAAAUAUUUGAAGCACAAACAGGGAGGUACUUUGGUGGACGCGAUCAAAUGGAACUUUACCAAGUUUAUAGUGGACAAAAACGGCCAGGUGGUCGAAAGGCACGGACCCAACACCGAUCCGCUUGAAUUGAUACCAUCGUUAGAGAAAUAUUGCGAUUCCGACGAACGUUUGGAACUUUAAAAGGCAUAAUGCCCCGCAUUACGAAUUCAGAGUUCCUAAUAAAUGGCCAAUGAUGGUUUUUGUAUACACGUUUCGAUAAUUAAAUCGCUAUUUGUGAUACCUCGUUUAAUA